Molecule: messenger RNA, 943 nt
Organism: Heteronotia binoei (common prickly gecko)
Lineage: Eukaryota; Metazoa; Chordata; Lepidosauria; Squamata; Gekkonidae
Product: H-2 class II histocompatibility antigen, E-S beta chain-like
Exons: 6
Biological process (GO): antigen processing and presentation of exogenous peptide antigen via MHC class II; immunoglobulin production involved in immunoglobulin-mediated immune response; positive regulation of T cell activation
Cellular component (GO): MHC class II protein complex; membrane
Molecular function (GO): MHC class II protein complex binding
Source: RefSeq, a predicted model, not a curated record
AUGGAACGGCUGGUCCUGCAGGCUUUGGGAAAGCCCUGCUCUCCCCCCAUCUCCGCAGCCCCCCAUUUCCUCUUCCAGGGGAAGCUCGAGUGCCGCUUCGCCAACGGGAGCGCAGGGCAGGUGCGCUACCUGGAGAGGCACAUCUACGACCGGCAGGAGGUCCUGCGCUUCGACAGCCGCCGCGGCUGGUACGAGGCCGUCACCGAGCUGGGCGAGCGUCAAGCCCGAGACUUCAACAGCCAGAAGGUCUGGAUGGAGUACCUGCGGGCCCAGGUGGACGCCUUCUGCCGCUACAACUACCAGGUCUUGGAGGACUUCUUCACCAGGACAGUUGAGCCCCUGGUGAAGAUCUCCCCCACCAAGGGAGACCCCCUGGCCCACCACACCCUCCUGAUCUGCACCGCGGCAGGAUAUUAUCCCCCUGGGAUUGACAUCAAGUGGCUGAAGAACGGGCAGGAGCAGACACAGGGGGUGGGAUACGAUGAUGAGAUCCAGAACGCAGACUGGACCUUCCAGUACCAGGUGAUGCUGGAGACAGUGCCUCAGCGGGGAGACGUCUACGCCUGCCAGGUGGAGCACAAAAGUGUGAAGGAACCCAUCUCCGUGCAGUGGGAGCCACAGACGUCGGACUCUGCCAAGAGCAAAGUGUGGACGGGGGCCGUGGGGGCCGUUCUGGGGCUGGUCUUUGUGGCCGUGGGGCUUUAUCUGUACCUGAAGAGCAGGAAAGCGACUCCCCUGCCGCCCCCCACAGCAAAGGCUGAACAGAGGAAGGAGGAGGGUGAGGAACUUCAUCUCCAGUUGCCAGACAGAAUUAAUAAUGAAGACAUGAAAGGAAACACCAGAGAUAAAGGCAGACAUAAAAGAAAGAAAGACAGGCACUUGGCUGCAAACAGAGAUGGAAGCAAGUGCAACAUAUAUUUUCCAAAGCACAAUGCAAUGAAAA